AUGCCAAUAGAUUACCAUUCCAAUGCUACUUCAAUAAGUCUGGCCGUUGACAAUACUACUGAUGAUGGGGGUGGCGAAGACACUGUCGUGAACCUCAUUACCCUCCUAGGGAUCAACCAGAUUGUGAAUCUGGCAACAUUUGCUGCCCGGUAUGACAAAACAAUCAAGCAGACGAAUUUUUUUGCAGUGAAGGUCCCACCAGAAAUUUAUGCUACAUUUCCAACCCAAUUUCUCUCAUAUAUCGCGGAGUGGAGUGAAGCUACCAGGAAGUGUAGAAAAGCUGAGGAGACCAGUGACCUGGAGUCUGGGCAGGAAGACAGUGCAGGAGGAAACAGAAGGUCACCCGACAGGUUUUCACCAGAAAAUGAAAUCUGUUGUAGGCCUAGGCAUGGUACAAAGGAAUCCAGCAGGGCUCCAAAAGCCGCCUGCAAGCCAGUGAAGCCAACACCGCCAUUGCCAACUCUGCCACCAGCUCCCCUUAUAAGUCACAGAGUGAUGGCUGUGAAGCGGUCGCUACCUAGCCCGACUUCGGAAUUGGAAAAUUCCUCGUUUAGCGAGUUUGAAGAACCUGCACCCCAAACCCCGAAUAGCUUUAUAACCUCUGAACAAAGUCUUAUGAAUGUGAUGCAUAGUUCCACUCCGAUCCGUUCUGGUAAUUCCACCUCUGACCGUCAUUCACCACAACCAAGCACAAGUAGAAGUGCCAGAGUGUGCACAUGCAAUAAUGCUGUUGCUCUUAAUUCACCGUCUUACUCUUUUGGGUGGAAGAAGCCUGAGGGAUGUGACAAGAGGAAUUCUUGGGGCCCUCCUUAGCCAUGAGUUGAGUAAGAGGUACACUAGGACAGGUACCUCCGGAAAGUUGGCCUUAGAAGACAAUGUAACUUUGAUGGCUGUCAUCAGAAAAAGCAUAAGGAGACAUAAAGACUACAAGUCUGCCACAGACAAGGAGAUUAAUGAAGCCAUUUAUGCUUGGUUUACUAAUAGCAGGGACAGGUUCGGAGGCAAAUCCCAAAGGGACAAGGCUGCCAAGGGGAAACAACCAACGCAACAGGAGCCAGAAGACGAGGGAAAUGUUGAAACAGAUGUGGAUUAAUUUUUUUGGUUUUGUUUUAAAUAAGAAAUCUAUUUUUGAUGAACAGUUGCAGCUCCAGACAGUUGCAAGAACAGUGCAUGUUUUCUUUUUGGCCAAAACUGGCAUGCGAGUGUUUGAAUUUUCCCACCGUUGUACCGGAAAUGUUGAAACAGAAGUGGAUUAAUUUUUUGGUUUUGUUUUAAAUAAUAUGUUAUACUUAAUUUUGAUUCCAGUUCUGUAAAUUCUAACUAAAUAGAUAUAUAAACUGAACUUAAUAACUGAAAAUGUGUCAUUUUUUACUGUUAGUGUUCUACCUACCCUUACCAGAGUCUAGUAUCAGUGCCAGUAGCCUUUACUGCCACUGGUCAAGCUUGUGUUGUACUUGGAUUGAUGUAAACUGACUCAUGUAAAUCAUCAUACAAGUUAGAGUGGCCCUGGACCCCCCACGUUCCAAUUAAAUCAUUGCCCACAUUCCCCCACUCAAUGCCCACAUUUGCCCAUUUUGCCCACAUGGGCUCCACAUGAAUACCCUGUUUCAUCCCCCAUGUGGGGCCAUUAUGGGCAAAUGUGGGUCCCACAAUUGCCUGUAUGAUACCCACAUGGGCCCCAUACAUUUUGCUAUCUGGGUGUAUACUGUGUUUUUUUGUCAGUUUAUUCUUUAGUGAGUCAAGAACACCCAGAGUUAUUAAAAGUAUACAAAGCAGUGAACACUUUUAUGAUAUAUAGCUAAAUAUGGCUGGGUAUUCAAGUUCCUGACAGGGAGAUAGUUGCCAAUUAGGGAUUUAGUCAUAUUUUCAGAUUGUUGAUUAUAUGUAUAGAAAAGGUGUAUUAACAUCAUUUAUUGUUUAUCAUCUUUUGCUAUAUUUGAAAAAAUAAUUUACCACUACCACUGAUGAAUAAAAAUGUUGGAGAGCCCUUUUUUUUUUUUUCUUCGGUAAUGAAAUUUUACUACAGUUAUCCAUAUACUUUUGAAUAGAAAAUAAGUAUUGAGAAACGAUUACAGAAAAUUAAUUUCAGCAUUGACUGAUAAAGUUUUCCAGGACGAAAAAUAAGUGGCGGUAGGCCAAUUCUUUAUUGCCAUAGCACAUUGUGUUGCCAGUAUAUAGUGUUAUUAUGUUUUUUUGUUUUUUUUUACUUCGGAUACCAGCAUGGGAGCAAGGAAAGACCUAAAUGAAGAGAGUUUCUUGAAACUUUUAGAAGACCUUCCAUCAGAUUACGACUCCGAUACAGAUGUAGAAGAGGAUAUAGAUGACCCCGAGUUUGAGGAUGAUCUUACCCAAUUCAGCCA
Molecule: messenger RNA, 2360 nt
Organism: Penaeus indicus
Lineage: Eukaryota; Metazoa; Arthropoda; Malacostraca; Decapoda; Penaeidae
Exons: 6
Coding region: 1-813 (270 amino acids)
Source: RefSeq, a predicted model, not a curated record